AUGGACAUGGGUGGUAUGGACGGUGUAGACGGCAUGGGGGCUAUGGAUGGCAUGAAAGGGAUGUCGAUGAUGAAGCCCUACUUUCACUUUACAAUGGGUGAUAUCCUUUGGUUCAAGGCAUGGGCCCCGUCAUCUGCAGGUACCGUCUUCGCCGCUUGCUUUGGGCUUUUCCUCCUUUCUGUCAGCGAGCGGUUCCUCAAUGCUAUUCGGGCUAUCAUGGCAAUCAAAUGGGAGGAACGCGCUCGGCGGGUGGAGCUGGUCAAUCAUACUCCCACACCAUUGCCCACUCUCGCCCGCGCCCAACAAUCCGAGCCAAAGUUUGCUCCAUCGCCCGACCCUAACGCACACCCAGAGUCCACGUGGGGUCGCAUGCGUCGGUUGCCCUCCACUCCUGCGCAUGACCUCUCUCGUGGGCUUCUGUUCGCUCUCCAAAGUGCGCUUGGAUAUUUGCUUAUGCUGGCAGUCAUGACCUUUAACGUCUUCUUUAUCAUUAGUAUUUUGACGGGGUUAGGGGUAGGCGAAACGAUAUUUGGGAGGGUGGCUGCAAUCACACCGAGCAUCGGCCAUUGA
Cantharellus anzutake is the source of this 570-nucleotide messenger RNA. RefSeq lists its product as uncharacterized. Bases 1 to 570 code for a protein of 189 amino acids. Gene Ontology annotation, biological process: copper ion transmembrane transport; intracellular copper ion homeostasis. Gene Ontology annotation, cellular component: plasma membrane. Gene Ontology annotation, molecular function: copper ion transmembrane transporter activity. Lineage: Eukaryota; Fungi; Basidiomycota; Agaricomycetes; Cantharellales; Hydnaceae. The record is from RefSeq and is a predicted model, not a curated record. The transcript has 3 exons.